Parasteatoda tepidariorum (common house spider) is the source of this 2134-nucleotide messenger RNA. RefSeq lists its product as uncharacterized. Lineage: Eukaryota; Metazoa; Arthropoda; Arachnida; Araneae; Theridiidae. Gene Ontology annotation, biological process: regulation of transcription by RNA polymerase II. The record is from RefSeq and is a predicted model, not a curated record. Gene Ontology annotation, cellular component: nucleus. Gene Ontology annotation, molecular function: RNA polymerase II cis-regulatory region sequence-specific DNA binding; DNA-binding transcription factor activity, RNA polymerase II-specific.
AACUUGUUGCGUUCCUCCGCUUCUCCGUUUUCUGCCAAUGGCAGUUAAGUAAAUGCCGUAACUCGGUCCUUACGUUCAGCGCCUGCGUACUCUUAGCUUUCUAACUUUUUCUCCCGUCAUACUUCCGCAACCUAUCCGGCAACAAAGCGGUCUUAUAUUGUCGGUGAAUCGUGCGCACAUCGCAACUUCUCUUUUACGGAAAAUCUUUUUCAAUUCAGACUUUUCCAUUCGCAAAGAAAAACAGCAAUAUUUUAUCGCAUAACUCUGAAUUAAACAUUUGCUUGAAAUCAUCUGUUCGUUACAAAUGGAAUAAAUCUACUUUGAGAUCGUUUUCAAAUUAUAAAGAAAAGAAAAAAUACAAUCAAAACUAUUUUAUUUCUACUAAAACUUUGACUUGUGUUUGAACGCAGUUUAAAAACUAUGAAUCUGUGCUUGAAAUCAAGAAACUAAUUAUCGUCUGCUUUUCUUUAAAUAAAAAAAAUCGUUUUCAAAUAAAAUUUUGUGAAAUUUAUUGAGCCCAUGAGAGGUGAUUUGAAGACCAGCAUGAUGCCACUGGCUCCAGCAGCCAUGUUGCCUUCUCACCGAACCGCAACCAGUUCUAAUAAGCCAAAAUUAGGUUUUUCUAUCGAAUCUAUCGUUGGUCUUGAGCCAUCAUCAAAGAAUAAAAGUCCUCCUGUUCCAGAAGACGAUGACCAUUGCUCUGACGGCGAAGUGACUACUUUGACACCACCACCAGCACACAGUCAUUCAAAACUUACAACAUCAAGCAAUUCACCUUUUUAUAGAGUUGGUGAAGACCUUUAUCCUAGUUACGGACAAUAUACUCCCCAAAGGAUACCACCAACAAGAGCACCAGAAUAUGCACAUCGAGGUGAAAUGUUAUCUCCCCAUGGACAGCAUGGUGCUCUGCCAUAUCCAUCUGUGAUGUCUCCUUAUGGAGCAGCCAUUGGACUUGGACAUUGCCAUGGACAAUAUCCAUUAUCCUCUUAUCUGGUCAACAGGGACUAUCCUUCCUAUACAUGGAUGAUGUCUAGGCAACAGCCUAGAAUUUUACCUUACAGACCGCAAGGUUCACAAAGUGCGAGCUUUAUUCUGCAUCAGUUUCGCAAACCUAAAAGAAUACGGACGGCCUUCUCACCAUCUCAACUCCUAACUUUAGAACAUGCUUUUGAGAAAAAUCAUUAUGUUGUGGGAACAGAAAGAAAGCAAUUAGCCCAGAGUCUAAAUCUAACAGAAACUCAGGUGAAGGUUUGGUUCCAAAACAGGCGAACCAAACACAAAAGGCAGAAGCAAGAGGAAGAGCAACAUACUCGACCUUCCGACGGGCAGAAAGAAGGAAAAGAAGACGAUGAAUCUAAAGAUGGCCGUUCAUCACCCUUAUCCCCAGGAAUGGAAGACUCUGAUGAAUAUCCCUGUGAAGAUGACGAUGAUGAAUGCGAUGACGCUCCAUUCGAACAUCACCAAAAUCCUACCUCAUGAUGCCACUCUCCUUUUUGUAAAUAAUCCAUUAUUGUCGAAUAAUUUCUGUUCGAGCGAAAUGGGCUGUCAUGAGCUCUAAUACACUUUUUUGUGCACUGUUCCAAAUUAGCAUUAAGAGUCAAGAAAAAAUGUUACUGAAGUAAAAAUCCAAUUCUCGUAUCACGUUUUAAGUUUCACUGGUGAAAAUGACGUCACAUAUACUUCAGUAUUCAUUUGUGUCGUGCGUCGACUCUCAUUCGCCAAACUAAUCACGUGGUACGAGUUUAGACUGAUGCUUUUCAAAGUGGAUGUUAUAGGUUUCAACAGAUACAAUCUUUCAGGGCAAAAUCCCACAUGGACAUAAUCUAGUCAGGAUAAAAUCUUACUCCGAAAUCUUACCCAGAAAUGUUUUGUUCGAGCGAAGUUUUGUCUACGAGAGAUUAUGCCAACUACAGAUUUGGUUUUACCAGAUUCGCAUUUCAACUGUUUGUAAACAUUUGUGGACUUUCAAGCGUAGAGUGGACUUAAAUUUUGCCAGGGACAUGCUGAUCUUCGAUGCAAUUGUUUUACUCUUACAUUCCAGUGAUUUCAUUAAGAUAAUAUUUUUUUGAGGAGCUUGAAGUGUUACGAACUUGUUUACAAUGUCAAGGAAAAAUAAAAAACCAAAGAUGCAUGA